GGCCCUCGGAACCUCCAGUGUACCCGGGAGGAGGAUCGGGACCAGGGUCCGCCGCCCCCCGGGAGCUGAGCAAGAUGUCCUCGUGUUGUGUGGGUGAGGGGGCCACCGUGAGGGCUGCGGAAUCUGCGGGACUUUUCCCUCGGAGAUGCGCCCCUUCCUCCUGGAAGGCGGCAGUGUGUCCCAGAUGCCCGUGGCCGAGGGCAAGAGUGUCCAGCAGACCGUGGAGCUCCUCACCCGGAAAUUGGAGAUGCUUGGAGCAGAGAAGCAAGGAACAUUUUGUGUGGACUGUGAGACCUACCACACGGCUGCCUCUACCCUUGGCAGCCAAGGUCAGGCCGGGAAGCUGAUGUAUGUGAUGCACAAUUCCGAGUACCCUUUGAGCUGCUUCGCCCUCUUUGAGAAUGGCCCUUGCCUUGUUGCUGACACCAACUUUGAUGUGCUCAUGGUGAAGCUCAAGGGCUUUUUCCAGAGUGCCAAGGCCAGCAAGAUUGAGACCCGGGGCACCCGCUACCAGUACUGUGACUUCCUAGUGAAGGUGGGCACGGUUACAAUGGGGCCCAGUGCCCGAGGCAUCUCCGUGGAGGUGGAGUAUGGCCCCUGUGUGGUAGCUAGCGACUGCUGGAGCCUGCUGCUCGAGUUCCUGCAGAGCUUUCUAGGCAGCCACACCCCAGGGGCUCCCACUGUGUUUGGGAACAGGCACGACGCUGUCUACAGCCCAGCAGACACCAUGGUCCAGUACAUGGAACUCUUCAACAAGAUCCGCAAGCAGCAGCAGGUGCCGGUGGCGGGGAUCCGUUAGUGACUGGCAGCUGCCCGGCUGAGCUGUCGCCAGGCGGACUCCACAGGAGGAGCAGGUGCUGCACCCUCAGGCCUCUGGACCCCAGAAACCCAGGCCAAACGGGAAGGUUUUCCUCCCUCUCUAGUUCCCAGCUGUGGCUUCUGUUCUGGGGCUCUGGACUCCCCUCCCCUGACCCUCACACACAGCCCCCGACAGGUGUUUCAGCUGGACUUGGCCUGUCCUCAAGAACAGUAAUUACGAAGAGUGGAGCAGUUUGGAGCUUUCCUGCUCUAGGGGAAAAGAUAGGAUGGGGGUGUCCCUGCCUCGUGAGGGUGGGGAAGGCAGUCUGUAUUGCUAACUACUGGGGAUUUGGUCCAGGACCACAGUGGACAGGCUGCAGGUUGUGUUUGGGUUGGGCUGUAAUAAAGGCCUCUCCCUCUGCUCAAAGAAUGUGGCUGGGCCCCUCCUGGAAAAGGAGUAAGAGGCACAGCUUACUUGAUGGUUAUCAUUUUCUGACCUCUUUGCUGAGGUGAAUUGUGAGUUCACUUUUCUAGGGUGUUGCCUGAGUCCUUUGAAGUCUUCCUCUGGACAUCUUUCCAUUCUGUUGUGAAUUAUAUUAAGGCACAGGCUAAGGUGCUGUAACAAGGAGAACCUAAAGUACAGUGGCUCUUAGAAGUUUAUUUUUCUCUUUUCUAAUAGUACAGAGGUAAUCAAAUGGUCCAGGGCAGAUUGAACUCCACAGGGUCAUCAGGAACUUGGUUUCCUUCUGUCUUGUUCAGCCACCCCUAGGGUGUUGUCCUUGGGUGAGUCAAAGUAGACAUUGGCUCCAUGUCCACAUUCCACUGGGGAAAGAGAGAGAAAGCAGUUUCUUUUUUAAAGGACAUGACCUGGAGUUGCUUAAAUCACUCUGGCCACAUCUUGCUGAAAGGAACUCUGGGACAUAGAGCCUCUUAUUUGGGUGGUCAUGUUCCCAGUUAAAACGCUGGGGGUUCUGUGACUAAAAGAUGAAGGAGAAAAUGGAUGUGGGGACCCAGUUAGUAGCCUCUGCUACACGGAGCUCAAUGGAUGUGCCCAGGAAUGUUCUUAGCUGUUACUUUGCAGAGAGUACCCCUGUAAGCAAGCCAUUCAUUUAUGAGUUGGACUGUGAUAGGGCUGAUGCGAGAGCCACUUUAGCUGGAUUAGUCACACGGGAAGUCACUUCCACACGCCUUGCCUAAGUCUCAGCAUCAAGACCUCUCCAGUUCUCAUGCGCCCAGAGCUUAGGGUUAGACAGUUGACCUCGUACUCACACUGUGCUUCAUGCUUUCCUGCGCUCUUUCUCAUCUCAUUUGAGCCUCCAAGCUGCUCAUUUGACCUCCAUUGUCUGCCUACCCCACUCCUGCUGCAGAAAUGUUCAGUCCAGCUAGCAUUUAGAUACACAGAGAUGGUCUUAGGAAAUAUAUUAAUGUACAUACUGCAGUAUUGUCCUCAAGGAUACUGUCCCUCAUUGAAGGCACCUAAAGAGAAAUUGUUUUCAGAUCUAAGUGCUCAGAUCUAAAGCCUCUGUAACAAGAAUCAUGCAGUGGUCAUGUUUCCCUUUUAGCUUUGGCUGGCAGGAAGCUCAAUUCAACUUUCUAACUGUAGGACCUGUCAUUUGUGUUUCUUGUUCUCACCUCCCCCUGGCUUCUUGUUUGUUUCUUUGCUUUGUUUUUACUUUUUUAAAUGGAGGUAUGUUUUAGAUAUUAUUUACACAUAAUAAAAUGCAGAGUUUUUUUAUGUUUUUGGCCUUCUGAUUUAUGUUUGCUUUUGUCUAGAUUUAUCUAUUUGUAUUUUUCUGUAGGCUGCCUCAAAUUUUCUAUGAGAUGAGAUAGCAUUUUGAACAUAAUGUGUUCCCGAAAAUAUAUAGAAAUUGAGUGUGGUAAAUGUAACCCCAGACUUAUGCAUUAUAAGGAGGGGUUCCUUAAAAACUAAAAAAGUAGUAUAAACUCCCUAACUGUCUGUGCCUUUUAGACAUAACCUUCACUCAUAAAUUUCCAGCAUACUUCACUUUUGUUCUUUUCCCUUAUCUUGAGCACACAUUUGACCAAGAUUUAAGUCCAGUAAACACCAGUUCAGGCUUUAAGAAUUGCCACUUUUUGUCCAUCUUUGUCCUUUCCGUCAGUUAAAGAAAGCUUAUUACUAAAAAAAGGCGGGUAAUGCAAUACAUUUUUUAAUUUAACAAAUUCAACUCCACUAGCAAAGUUGCUAAAACUGAACUGGUGACUAGUGGGAAGGGCCCAAAUGUCAUCCAGCUUUUGUAUGUAAGUCUGAAUGGGGCUUUCAAGAGUAGUUUAGGGUUGUCGGUGUACAGUUUUUGAAAGUUCAGGUUGAAUGAAAGUUGAGGAGCAUUUGUAUAAAGGGAAAAGAGGCAUGGUUAUCCUCAUUUUAAAAAUGAAAAAAACUUAAACUCAGCUAGUAAAUGGAGAUGCUGUAUUUUGGUUUCAAAUCUGACAUUCCUCCUUUUACACUAGACUGUCUUCCUGUCACUCCUUCCUUUGCUUCCGGAUGCCUUACCCCUCUCCCUGUCUGUAGCUACCCCAAAAGAGCAGAAACCAGGACAUUUCUGGGAUUCUGCUAACAUGUCACCUUGGUGGGUACCUUUGUCAGAGUCACAUAGAAAUCUGCCAACCUUGACUGUCAGAACCAUGCAGGGCAGCUUUAGAGUUUACCUGGUUCUCCUUCACUGUAAGAUGGGGAGGCGGUGGCUCCCAGGGGGGGUCAUGCUGAGAGGUGAGGCUGGAGUCAGGACCAAACUUCAGACUCAGGACUCGUGGCUCCCAGCGUGUGACAAAAGGUGGCGCCUGGACCUCUGUGUGGUGCCAGGUGAUUUUAGGUGGAAUGUGGAAUACAUUUUUGUUUUCGUACUUAUGCCUUAUUCUAAUGUACAUUAGAGCAAAGUAUAACUGGCACUUUAUGUCUUAGGAUGAGGGUAAGUACGUUUUUUUAAGAAGAGUCCACUUAAAGGGAACUGUUAAGUUAUAGUGCAGGUGAUACCUGCAAAAGGCAAAAUCUGGAGGAGGAAGGAGGAUGCUAGAGUUUGGGGAAACACUAAGUUUCGUCCACUUCGUGUAUCCAUUGAUAGUUCCUGCUCUUUCCUCCUGUGCCGUUCUGAUUCUCUGUACCUGUUUCCACGCUGCCUCCCGCUUGCUUUCCUCAGGUCUUGAGUACCAAGUCGUCACGUGUUCCCCACUGUGUAUUGGUGUCACUGCUCCACUGAGGGAAUACCUAGGGACUGGCCACUCCUCCCCACCACCAGUUCUGCCCCAACCCACUGUGUCCAGUGUUCAUUCCUCAGGCUUCAGGAUGAGUGAAAAGUUUUCUCUCCGAAUCCUGGAGGGAGGGUGCGGGGAGCAGAAGCGUGUCCUCCAGCUGUCAAAAGUUGAGACUUAAAAUAUGGGAAGGGCUCUAGGCUGAACAUUUUGAGGACAUUCACAGUGGAUUUAGAGCCAGGCAGGACUGAUGUGUGGCCUUUCCCUCACCACAGCCUCCCUUUCCAUAUCUGCUGUUGUCUGGGAGCCUUGGGCGGCAGUCCCCGGUCACAGUUGCUGUGCGGAAUGGCGACCGGCUGGGUUACAAGUUUGGUCCUCUCCUGGGGGAUGGCUGUCUUUGGCCUUCAAACAGUCACUUGUGGAGGGGAUUUUCCCCCAAGGUGAGAACUCUGCCAUUGUGUAGAGCAUUCCAAAAUCAGUCUCUUGGGUUAGAAGGGACCCUUGAGGUCACACAGUUUGACCAUCAUUCAGUAUUCACAUCUUUACACCAUCCCUCCCAGAGAUCAUGCAGCAUUAGCUUGGCCUCAUCUAGGGAAGUCUGUUCUCUGUGUAUUUCAUUUUUGUCAUUACCUCUGAGACAAAAAGCAAAGCAAAGCAUACCUGUCCUUUCCCUUGCAGGUUGUGGAGACUGUGUGGUACUUAAUGAGGGAGUAGACCAUUAGUUGGGGCUAUAGUAUGAGCAAGCCAUGACUCUUCAAUGCACUGUGGGUUCUCAGCCCCUGAGGGGAGCCUCAGGAGGCCUAAAAUGCCUUGAAAGUGGACACGGCUUUGUGUAUACGUGCAGUUUUCUGGGAAUAGGAUUUAUAGGGUUCAUUAGAGUAUUUCAAAGAUCCAUGGUCCAAAAAAAGAAUCUCUAAAGCGAGUACAUUGUGAAGGGAAAGAGCAGGAAGACAAAGAUAAAUCAGGUGUGACAUACAUCCGGCUGACUUACUGCAAGCGAGACCUUCCACUGACUUCUGAAUCCUCACCUCGGGUCCCAUCUCGGGAUUUCCCUCCUUCAUUUUAUAGGUCUUCAGGCCUUUCAGUCAGUUUCUGGGAAGCUGGACUGUGUUCCUGCUCUUUUCUUUCCUAUAGGUUCCUGCUUCUCAUCUUGUCACUACAUAUACAUACACACAACCUCUCAGAAAUGAGUAGGAGCAAAUAUGUGUGAAGCAAUCUUUAUAGUACUCUUUGUGGCCCCAGGCGUUACUCUUCCAUUAUGACACACUCCAUGGGAUCUGAAAAUUAUCCUGUUGUAAUGGCAUUUUGCUUAAUGAGCGUGUUUUCAUUUUUCAGGAUGGUGUGAUUGAUGAGGCAGAGAAAUAGUUCCUUGCCUCUGUGAUGAAAUUAGCAAGUUAAAAAAAAGGAUUCUUGGAACUCUCGGGGCAAAGAUUCCUAAUUCUCUUGUAGUCUCUGUUUUAUUCCCUAACAUAUCCCUGCCCCAUCAGAUGGCAUAGACCUGUUUUUAAGGUUAAUCUGAAUUCUACUGAGUUUUCUUUGGAGGCUUUAAAAAAGAAUUUAGGGACCACAUUUGUAUAUCCUAGAUUGUCCCAAAGGCAGAAGUCAAUAUCGGACAUCUGUUGUGUGGGAAAGGCAAGGCUAGGAAUGUGGAGGUGACAGGUGUUUCGAGGCAGCCUACUAAAUGGAAGAGAACACUGCUUUAGGAGACAGAUGUCUGCAUGCUAGCCAUAGUGCUGUCCCUAACUUGCCAGGUAACUUCAAUCACGUUGGCCUUUCUGGAUCUCAUCUGUGUAGUGGGAGUAAUGAUGCCCUCUUUCCGUAUUUCAUAAGCUUGUUGAGAGGCUCAAGGGUGAAUAGAUGUAAAGAGUGCUUUGGAGGCAAGGUGAUGCUGUCUCUGCUCUUGCUUCUUUUUAAUGGUGCUAAAGGUAUUGUGUAUAGUUAGGAUGUUUGAGAUAGGAAGCUAUAGGGUUAUUACUGCUUGGUAGCAGGUUAAAAUUCUCCUCCAGUGCAAAGGAAAUAGUUGUAAUAGAGAAGAAGCAAUGUGGAGAGAGAGUCCAGAGAAAGUAUCUAUCAUACAGGUGUAUUUUUAUAAUCAGUGAGAUCAGUGAGCACAGUUGUAGGGACCAUUUCUAGAGCAUGGAAAUAUAUUUUUAAUAUUUACUCAUAGUGUUGGGAUUUUACUUGUUCUCCUACAACCUAACGGAAAAGAAGCUGAGCUUUAAAAAAAAAAACAAAAACAAGAGUGGGGUAGAAAUGGCUAUAUUUUCUUUGUGUAACACAUCCAUCCCUGUUUCCCCUCAACCCCCAAGCCUUAGUUGUGCCUGCUUCUGAACUGCUUUUUGGGUGCCAGUGUAUAUGGUGACUGAAGAAAGUUGUGUCUAAAGAAAGUUCAGUGUUCCUGAUUCUAUUUUCCAUUCCUCAUUGAUGAACCACUGAAGCUCUUAACCCUCUAGCUACAAUAAAACUUUUUUGUUAGCUA
Messenger RNA from Delphinapterus leucas (beluga whale), 6484 nucleotides. Lineage: Eukaryota; Metazoa; Chordata; Mammalia; Artiodactyla; Monodontidae. The record is from RefSeq and is a predicted model, not a curated record.